Striga hermonthica is the source of this 864-nucleotide messenger RNA. Lineage: Eukaryota; Viridiplantae; Streptophyta; Magnoliopsida; Lamiales; Orobanchaceae. The record is from the annotation of a GenBank genome assembly.
AUGGAUUCUGGUGGGAACAACAACAACAACAACAACAACAACAGUGUCAGCUACUGCUGCGUAUGGAAGGCAGGCCGAGCUCUGUACACUUACAACAAUUAUAAUAAUAAUAAUACCGGCCAACAUCACGACUUGGACAAGCUGGCAGCAUCGUGUCUCCAGAUGGCCCCACCUUAUCACCAAUGGUAUUUCCAAACAGUUGGCAGAUACACUUUUGGUUUUCUCAUGGACCGCGGUUUCGUGUAUUUUGCGAUUGUGCACCAGAGUCUCGGUAACUCCCACUUUAUUACAUUUCUUGAGAAGUUGAGAGACGAGUUUGCAAAAAGAAGCGUGACGACUCUCGACUCGCUCUGUCUGCAGCAGCAGUUCUUUCCGGUUGUGGCUCGGUUGGUUGCCUCUUUAGAACAGCAGCAACAGCAAAUCACCGAAUGGUCAAAUAAUAAUACCUGUAGCCAAGACAAAGCACUAGUGGAUGAUGAAACUGGUGGUUCAACAAAAGCGCCCUUGCUGGGAAAGCCUACAAAACAAGACAAUAAGAAGAAGAAGAAGAUGAUGAUGAAAACGAACAAGGAACACGAUGUGGUGAUUGCUAUUGAGAUGGGGGACGAGACCCAUAGGAGGAGGUCCUCUACUGACAAUGGAAUCAAAAUCAACCAACAGCCUUCUUCUCCAUUGGGAAAUGGUGGCACUAGUUCCACAACAAGAAUUAUUAAUAAUACUACUAAUAAUAAGGCGCAUACUCAAAAUCAGAUAAACAAGUGGUGGCGCCAAGUUCGGAUUGUUCUAGCCGUGGAUGCUGCUGUUUGUCUUCUUCUGUUCGUAAUUUGGUUAGUCAUAUGCCAUGGUAUUGAGUGCAUUCGUUAA